Caenorhabditis elegans is the source of this 3662-nucleotide messenger RNA. It is a transcript of the gene rbpl-1, whose product is annotated as E3 ubiquitin-protein ligase RBBP6. Gene Ontology annotation, molecular function: ubiquitin protein ligase activity; enzyme binding; nucleic acid binding. The record is from RefSeq and is marked reviewed. Gene Ontology annotation, cellular component: nucleus; ubiquitin ligase complex. Lineage: Eukaryota; Metazoa; Nematoda; Chromadorea; Rhabditida; Rhabditidae. Gene Ontology annotation, biological process: mRNA processing; protein ubiquitination.
AAAAAGUUUCGGAACGAGGGUUUUUAAAUGUCGUCAAUUCACUACAAGUUCCGUGCGGAACUUGAUUACAAGACACUGCAGUUUGACGGACUGCAUAUUCGUGGCGAGCAACUUGUCCGCGAAAUUUGUGCCAAGGAGAAUCUCAAAUUGGAACUCUUCGAGUUGCAGCUUCAGAAUGCUCACACAAAAAAGACAUACAGCGACGAUGAGCUGAUCCCGAGAAAUUCGUCUAUAAUAGUUCAACGAUUCCCUCGGAAGGACGCCGCAAAAGUACAGAAAGUCCAAGCUGGAGUGAAUUCUGGUAUGGUUAAUCAGUUGGAUGCUACUUCUUCAUUUCUUGAUCCAAGUUCUCAUAUUUCAUCGGCAGAAUUUGAAAACAUGGACGAAGCAGAACGUCUCAAUCAUAUCAGAGACCAGUCGACAAGAGCAUACGAUCAAUCAAACUUUCGUCGCCGUCAGCCAGGCAUUAUGACAGGACCACCUCCACCAACAUAUACAUGUAAUCGUUGUAGUCAACCAGGACAUUGGUACAAAAACUGCCCGAUGCUCAACACAAAACGUACCACUGGUAUACCAUCUCAAGAGUUGAUGGAAACAACGGUAGAUGAUCCGGACGCAAUGAUGCAUCCAAGCGGAAAGUAUGUCAUACCGAUAAUGCACUGGAAAGCUCGCCAAGAAACGCUAGCAAGAAAGAACGAAGACGGAUCGUCAUCCCCUGCUCAAACUAGUCGAAAAGUUCCUCCAGAAUUGCUUUGUCCGAUUUGCCAAUCACUUUUCAAAGAAGCAAUUGUCACAUCCUGUUGUGGAAAUUCAUAUUGUGCAGAUUGUAUUGAGGCUAGGAUAUUGGACCCGGAUAAUCAGAAAUGUCCAGGAGCUGAUUGCGGAAAAGACAUCUCCAUUACAAGCAUAAUUCCCAAUAAAACUCUUCGUGACGCGGCAGCCGCUUGGCUCAGUGCAACUGGUCCUGGAGCACCGACAACGCCUCAAAUUGUUCCGGAGCCGGAACAAAUCCGGAUUCGAAUCGGACUAAAAGCUCCGUCUAGUUCACAAUCACAGAUAACUCCUUCUGGAAUCUCACCAGGAAGUACUUUAGUACAACAGCAAACGACGUUAACAUCAGUCAGUUCAGGGACAUCACUUAGUGCUCAGCCUUCCAAUGUGAAUCCGUCAAUUCCUGGCAUCCCAUUGGCUUCACAAGUUCCAUCGAUGGUUCAGGAUGUCAGCCUCCCUCCUCCUCAACUCCGCCAAGAGCUUCCUCCGGGUAUUCCCGGUCUUCCACAAUUUGGACUUCCUCCACCGGGGGUUCCAGGUCUUUCAGCGACCGUGCUACCACAGCAUCAAUCAAUGCCUCUCAACUAUGGGAUGCCAUUGUUUUCUGCCGGUUUCCCACCAGCCGUCUCAUCAGUUCCUCGUCCAUCUGCCAUUUCCGAUGAAUGGAAUGCAUUCCUUCAAAAUAAAGAUAGAAAUAGCAGCAGAAGGGAUCACAAAGAUCGGACGAGACGAAAGGAUCGACAUGAUUCUAGAAGUCGUCGGAGACGAGACAGCUCAUCAUCGUCUAGCAUGUCAUCGUCCUCAUCUGAUGAAGAUGAACGUCGUCGUAAGCGUCGUGAAAAGGAGUCAUCCAAGAAACGGCGAAGUGUUGAAAAAGAACGUCCAAGACGCGCGGAUGAGCAUCGAAGAGAUAGAGAUAGAGACCGUGAGCGUGAUCGUGAUCGUAGCCACAGAGACGUUAGAAGCAGCGGAAGAAGCAAGGAUAUAAAAGCGUCUUCAUCACAUCGUAGAGAUCGUGACGACGCUAGAAGAAAGGAUAGAAGGCGUGAUGAUGUAAGGAAAAAAGAAAGGCGAGAGAAAAGAGAGGAAGAAGAUGAUGAUCAAAAAACCAAGGAUGCUGAGUCGAAGGACGAAGAUGAGAUCGACAUCGACGGUAUCAUUGCUGAAUAUGGUAACGUCCAGGCACAAGACACAGAUGGAGAUGCACAAGUUGCUGAUGAGAAUGCACAGAACGAUGAAGAUUCAACUUCUCCGAAAGAAGAGAGCGUGUCUCCAAAACCUGAUGAAACUCACGAGGAAGAUGCUGACGAGGAACCAGUUGACGAAGAAAUGGACACAGAAGUAGUUGUACGUGACAAGUCAAUUGAUCCCGUAUAUCAAGCAAUGGAGACGAGUGAAGCUGAAGUGGCGGAGACAAAAGAGGAAUCAGUACCAGUUGAGGAAGAUGAGGAACCUGAAAAUCACGAUGAAGAUGUGGAAGAUCACAAAAAAGAGAAAGAAUCACAAUCGUCUACUAUUAAUACAGCAGAUGAAGAUGACGAAAGUUCCAAGAAAAUGAAGAAACACAAAAAAAGUAAAAAGAACAAGAAACAUCAUCGGAAAGAGGAAGACGGUGAUGAGGAUGAGGAACGAAAACGGAAGAAGCACAAGAAGCACAAAAAAGAGAAAAAGUCAAAGAAGGAGAAGAGAGAUGAGGAUGAGGAUGAUCUUGAUACCGAAAAGAAAGAAAAAAAGAAGGAAAGAAAGUAUCAGGAUGAUAAAGAUGAGGAUUCUAAUAGAAAAGAGCCAAGAUCUCUAGAUGAUGAGGACAAAGUGGAGUUGGACAAAAAUUUUGCUGACAAAAAAGAAAAGAAGAAAGGAAAAUGGAAUGAGGAUGAAGAGGACAUCUUCGAGGAUAGAAAAGAGGAGCUUCCUAAGGAAUCCGAUCGGAGAGACAGGAAAGACCGUAGACAUGAUGAUGAGGAUGAUCGUAAGGAACGUCGGCAUGAAAGAGAUUCUCAAAAAAUUGAUGAGCAAGAUAGAAAGAAAGAGAGAAAGCGAGAUCGAGAGACCGAGGCAUAUGACAGUGAUAAAUUGCAGGCCCCCAAGACAAAGGUGAAGCGUGAAGACAAGAAGCGUGACGAUCGGAAAGAUUAUGAACGGGACAGGGAACGCAGGAAGGAUGACUAUGAAAAGGAGAAGAGUAAAAGAAAGGAGAGUGAUCGGGAUAAUGAAAAAGAGAAACAACGCGAGAAGGAAGUGGAAAAGGAACACGAGAAGGAUCGCAAAGAGAAGCGGAAAAUCGUUGAGAAAGAGUCUGAGAAACCACGAAAAUCGGUUCAUGAGCGUAUGCAGAAAGCUGACUCAUCCACUUCUUCAAGCUCUAGAACUACUACUGCUCCAUCACUUGAACGAAAACCUGUCUCGUUUACUGUUGCUUCGAGCAAACCAACGACAAACAUCAGAGUUCGUCAAUACUCGUCCUCAUCAUCAACCAAGGAACAAGAAGAUGAAGAACGGUCGAAGCGGGAUCGCCGGAAGAAGGACGAAACUGACGUGGAGAGCAUUGGGGAAAAGGAGAAGAAAUCUUCGUCUCGAAAAGUUCCAAAGGAGAGUGUAGAUGUCAAACACAAGAGUACCAAGAUUAAAUUUGAUCUUUUGUAAUCAUUUUUGUAUCUAUAUUUGAGUUAUUAAUUAUGUUCCAUCCUAUUAUUCGUUUUUCUCAUAUUCCCCCCUAUUUUUCUAGUUCUUCUUAGAGGGAACCACAUCUACUGUGACUUUGAUUCUCUUUUUUCACCAUUAUUUUUUUUUUCUAAAAACGCUUCCAUUUUUAUUCAUUUUUCGUCCCAUCUGUGGAAUUAUUCUGUUUUUUUUUCACUUUUCUUGUUCCUGUUGGAAUAAAAAUUCCGUUU